AUGAGUAGAAAUCAGCUUCUGGAGUCUUCGCAGGUUGAGGAAAUUGAUAUGUGGGAAAUACUAAAAAACUCUUCAAAUGUGCUCCGAGACUACUACGAUAUGGGCAAUUUUAAGAUUUCGGGCAACAAGGAGAAGCUGGUGGCUCUCACGGGAAUGUCCGAUCGGCAGAUCGAGCUUCACCUCCAAAAGUACCGCCGUGAGGACAAGAAAAACGGCGUCAUCAUCCCAAAAUCCGUGUACACCCCGGAGCAACACGCUGUGCUCCGCGAAGGCUUUGAGCACUGCUCCUGGCUUUCAAAAUCCACGUUGAACAAGCUGGCCAGCGAGUCAGGGCUCACCAGAACUCAGGUUUCCACGUGGUUCAGCAAGGAAAGACGAGUGAGAGCCGGGAAAAAAUCGAAAAGAUCGAAAAAAAUUGUGAAAACCGAAACGCCGGCAUUUGUCUUGUCCUACCAACCUUUGGAGCAAUUUUUGCAAAAGCAGGCCGGAGAGAAAACAAGACAAUUAGUGUAUUUUUCGAUUGAAAAUAUACUUUCUCAGAAUUUUCCGAGGAAAAAUUAAAAAUGUUUUUAUCUUAUUAAAAAAAAAAAAAUUUUUUGUCGCUUCGUUUAUUUUAAUAAAAUUGAAAAA
Molecule: messenger RNA, 630 nt
Organism: Caenorhabditis elegans
Lineage: Eukaryota; Metazoa; Nematoda; Chromadorea; Rhabditida; Rhabditidae
Gene: ceh-87
Product: Homeobox domain-containing protein
Exons: 5
Coding region: 1-561 (186 amino acids)
Cellular component (GO): nucleus
Molecular function (GO): DNA binding
Source: RefSeq, marked reviewed